This is a messenger RNA of Manis pentadactyla (Chinese pangolin), 6788 nucleotides long. RefSeq names its product ferrochelatase (gene FECH). Bases 108 to 1379 code for a protein of 423 amino acids. Gene Ontology annotation, biological process: heme biosynthetic process. The transcript has 11 exons. Lineage: Eukaryota; Metazoa; Chordata; Mammalia; Pholidota; Manidae. Gene Ontology annotation, molecular function: protoporphyrin ferrochelatase activity. The record is from RefSeq and is a predicted model, not a curated record.
GGUGGCCCGUGGCCGCCGUGGGGGCUCCCUGGGCUCGGCGCCAGUGGGCUUGACUCCUGAGCGCGCCCCGCGGGAGGAACCGAGGCCUGGCAGACGCUGCCCCGGGAAUGCUUUCAGGCGGCGCAAACAUGGCUGCGGCCCUGCGAGCUGCGGGCGCCUUGCUCCGCCAUCGGCUGGUGCACGGCAGCUCGAGGGCCUAUCAGCCAUGGAGGUGCUGGUCGGGUGGAGCCACAGGAGCAGCCGCCACAGAAACAACCCAGCGUGCCAGGAGCCCCAAACCUCAAGUUCAACCAGGGAAGAGGAAGCCCAAAACCGGAAUAUUAUUGCUAAACAUGGGAGGCCCUGAAACCCUCGGAGAAGUUCACGACUUCCUCCUGAGGCUCUUCCUGGACCGAGACCUCAUGACGUUUCCUAUUCAAGAUAAGCUGGCACCAAUCAUCGCCAAACGCCGAACCCCCAAAAUUCAGGAGCAGUACCGCAGGAUUGGAGGUGGGUCCCCCAUCAAGAUGUGGACCUCCAAGCAAGGAAAAGCCAUGGUGGAGCUGCUGGACGAGCUGUCCCCACACACAGCCCCUCACAAAUACUAUAUUGGAUUCCGGUAUGUCCAUCCUUUAACAGAAGAAGCAAUUGAAGAGAUGGAGAGAGACGGGCUUGAAAGAGCUAUUGCUUUCACGCAGUAUCCACAGUACAGCUGCUCUACCACAGGCAGCAGCUUAAAUGCCAUCUACAGAUACUAUAAUGAAGUGGGAAGGAAGCCUGUGAUGAAGUGGAGCACAAUUGACAGGUGGCCCACACAUCCCCUGCUUAUCCAGUGCUUUGCCGACCACAUCCUGAAAGAACUGGACCAUUUCCCACCUGAGAAGAGAAACGAGGUGGUCAUUCUUUUUUCUGCCCACUCCCUCCCGAUGUCUGUGGUCAACAGAGGGGACCCCUAUCCUCAGGAGGUGGGCGCCACUGUCCAGAGAGUCAUGGAUAAGCUGGGUUUCUCCAAUCCCUACCGGCUGGUUUGGCAGUCCAAGGUCGGCCCGAUGCCCUGGCUGGGUCCUCAGACAAACAAGACUAUCGAAGGGCUUUGUGAGAGGGGGAGGAAGAACAUCCUUUUGGUUCCGAUAGCUUUUACCAGUGACCACAUUGAGACGCUGUAUGAACUGGACAUCGAGUACUCUCAAGUUCUAGCCAAUGAGUGUGGAGUGGAAAACAUCAGAAGAGCAGAGUCUCUUAAUGGAAAUCCAUUGUUCUCUAAGGCCCUGGCGGACCUGGUGCACUCACACAUCCAGUCGGACGAGCUGUGCUCCAAGCAGUUGACACUGAGCUGUCCGCUCUGUGUAAAUCCUGUCUGCAGAGAGACUAAAUCCUUCUUCGCCAACCAGCAGCUGUGACUCUGCCGGAGGACCCCGUGAGAUUAGGCAAAUGCCCGACCUCCAGACACUUCUGAUUUGAGGAGGACGUAUUUAGUGAUCAAGAGAUGGAAGCUACAUUAGUAUAUGUGCAGCCUUGGGCACAAAUUGUGUGGUUUUUUGAGAAAUGGACUCUGAAAUCCUUAUUGAGGGUUUUCUUUUUUUAUAUACCCAUACAGUAAGCAUUUGUAUUCGCCUACUCUGAUUAAAGUUACUGGUUUGGAAUGUCCGCUAGGCUUUUUAAAAAGUGAGUUCUAAAAUUUUAUACUAUGAGACACAUAAAUACAGAUUUGGGGUUUGUUGCCUUAAAGACCCCCUGCAAGGGUGUGGAGAGUCCCCGCUAUAUCUUGUGCAUAUAGUUGCUGUUUUUUAAGUGAACAGAAUUGAUGAAAUGAAAUGUAAUUUGAAAAAGAAAGGGUACCUCGUCUUUGCCUAAGCCCACGGGUUGCAGAGCGCCACUGAGGCCCUGUGGUCACCUGCAGCUGCUGCUUUCGCCCUUGAGUCACCAUUAAUAAUUUUUGAAGUCACACAUGAACCUCACCUUCUGCACCAUAAAACCAAACCAAGCGCAGAUUUCAAAAGUGCUUUGAGAUUCCCCAGGCCCACAAGGCUAUUCAGUGUGUGGAAACCCAGCUUUGGCCAUGCGCGCCGACGUGGGAAUCUGUGGUGCCACAGGGAGGGCUCCUGCUGCCGCCUGUCUCCGAGGACAGCGGUGCUGAGAAAUGCUAAUGACAGGCUUCACCUUUAUAGCUCAUGCCACGGCCCUAGUGAACUUUUCCCCUGAGCUUCUUUAUCAUGGUUGAGUGUCUCCUUCCUGCAUAUUUGUUUGAAGAUUAUUUUGUAAAAUAAAGUCAGUUAUGUUUUAUAACUUUGAAAUCUUUAAUAAUUUUUAUUACAAAAAUUAUAUAACCAUGCUAUAGGAAAUGUGAAAAGGAGAGAGAAGCAAAAUAGCCACUCUCAUGCAGCAACCGUUAAUCAUAUUACUGUAUUUCAUGUCAGUCUUUUCCUGUGGAUAUUUUUUAAUGCCAUUGUAACCUUGAAUUUGUGAGUGAAAUAAUGUAGGAUUGGAAUCUGAUCUUCUAUACUUGGAUUUAAGUGGAUUUAAAAAAAUCUCUGAUGGGUUCAUAAUGAAUUUGUAAUGAUUACUUUGUCUUUCCUCCAAAUCCUAAAACUUUGUUCUUCAAAAGAGCAUUUCUUUGAACUUUUAGAAGCCAGUUUAUAAAGUGGAAAUAUUAGAGGAGUCAUAGAUCUUCUAUAUUCAGGAUUUACUAUAUACAUAAAUAUGAUAUCAGUAAGGUUCUUAGCCAGUUUGAUUGAUGCUCUCUGUAAUUCAAAACAAAUACAACUUAGUUAAUAAUCAAAAUUAUUACAUGGGAGGAGUUUACUUUGUAAUACAAGAAACAUGCAUCCACUUUAGUGAAUAGUUUUCCCACACUAAUAACAGUUGUGAGAUUUGAAGAAAUCUACAUUUAUUUCUUUCAAACUGGUUUUCCCAUUAGUAGGGUGUGUUUCCAGAAAAAAGGUACAAAGCAUAGCUAGUUGUUUAGAAUUUUUCUCACCUGUUUCCAUCAGUGUUUGGGGGACCAAGUUCAAGGCAGACAUUGAGUGACCGGCCCCCCGUGAUGAGAAUUCUCUGGGUUAGUGGUGUGGGGCUGGAAGGCAAGGUGUGCUUGUACCUGCUCGUCCUCUUUCAGAUUUGCUGAGGGCUUGCAUUACUUUGAUGGCUUUACAGUUAAAGUACAGAGAUGCUGCAGAAAACUCCAAUUCAGGAGCUCUUGCUCGGGUAUCUGAAGUCCCCCACCUGCUUUGCUAAGGAGGCUGACGACAGUGACUGGGCUGUCUGAUUCUGAGUUGGAGCCAGACCCGCCUCGGCAGUGAGAGGCAAAAGGGUGCUUAUGGGGAUCACUGCCCAUGGCACCUGUUGUUCUAAGAAAUGUUACCUUUGACUGUUUCUAACCAAAGGUGGGUAAGGGUCCUAUGUGAGGCUAAGUGUUUGGUAGGACAAAAUCAACAGUUGCUCUUUUCAGAGCUAAUAGUCUUUGCGAAUUGGCAUCCUUAUUUGUCAACUUUGAAAUAACAAAUGUUUGCCCAGGUAAUUAGCAUUGCACUGCUGGCAGCUUCCUCGAGCUGCACCUGUGUACAGACUUGGCUUUAAUUGAUGGUAAUCAACUUAUACAGAAAAUUUGCAGGAGCUGUGAUCAUGAGGCACUUUCGCUUGCCAGGGUCAUUAUCAGGUCCAGGUCCCCGUAUGUACAGCACGGAAGGAAAGAACUCAUAUUCUAAAGAAUAUGCAUUCUGGAACUAACCUUUUUAAAGUCAAGAAAUUUUUGCACCUGAAGAAAAUUUGCUUCAUAGGAGAAAUGAAACCAUUGUUAAAAGCCCUGUAAGUGUGUAUCAGUUGCAUGUUGGUGCUGACUCAGUAGUAAAUACCUGUGACUUCCUGGUAGCACCUUGGAGUACAUGUCCUUGCUCAAGUAUACCAUGAGCAGAAUGUAACAUUUCUCUAGGAAUCUGUUAAAUUUUCCUUAAUGGCCAAAAUUAUUUAGAUGAUCAUUAUGUAGGUAUACAGAAAAAGUUUUGUUUUUUUUUUUACUCCAAGUUGCCCAGACUAAGCCUUUCAGAAGGGACCUUAUAUUAACACUCCUGAAGUUAUGUUAGGUAAUUUACGUGUUCAGCUGAUCUAAAAAAACAGAUUUUUGUUUAUUUUCUUAUCAAUUUCUCGUUGAGGCAAAUACACAGAGUUGGUGCACCUGAGCCUCUUAGAAUAAAGUCGGGUUUUUUUCCCUCCCUCACCUAAUCUGUUCUCAUAAAUUGGGUAUUUAAUCCAAGAAACUCUGAGAUGGUUUGCUCAAUCUGAUGCCACUGUGUUUAUCCAAAAUAACGCUAUUACACCACAAGGGUGAGCCCACCCCACCAAGGUGAGGCAGAAGGAAGACCUGCUGUGUAGGAAAAUUUAACAGAUUCCUAGAGAAAUGCUACAUUCUGCUCAUGGUAUACUUGAGCAAGGGCACGUACUCCAAGGUGCUACAGUUCUGGGGACUCUGCUGUGCUCACCCCUCCACGCUGGGGGUGGGCGGUAUGAGCUAGGGGCCAACUUGUGUAACUAUAACUGUAGGGCAGAAAUUAAAGCUGGUGGUCUUAGGAAAGAACUGACGUCCGCGUGCGAGGGUGAGGGUUCAAGUGUAAGCAGGAAGCUCUGUCAGCAUCUUCAGUAUCAUGUCUGUAAGCUCUUUAACUCACCUGAAAACUUCUGUCAGAAUCCGGAAAAUGGCACAGGGGCAUGCUUCCCCACAUUAAAUGGGACUGGGAAAUUCAUUGCAUCGUCACAGCUGGAAAAGAAAAUUCCGAGUUGACGCUGUAACUAGUGCUGUACGUCAAAAUCAUUCACUCAGUCUCCAUAGCAGUACGGGGCAUCCUCAGAGGAAGGCAAAAGCCAUCACUUCUUUCAUUAUUUUUAAAAAUUAUAACAUUAAAAGCAUUUAAUCAAGGUCAUGCCCCAGAAGGGCUUUGUUAAUAUCCUUCCCAGGAGUUUUGUUCUAAUUGCUGAAUAAUGGAGAUUCUUUUUAACAAGUCCCUUCAGUAACUUCUCCCAGUCCAGGGGAUUUUGUGACACUGAAAUUUCAUUUUAUAGAAACUAGCAUCAUAAGGUUUCAGAGUACAUACAUCAAAUGGAUUAAAUCAGAAUCAGGAAACCUGCAAUUCACUUGAAUUAGAGCCAGUGAAAACAUUUAAUCAUAAUUCUGUUGACAUUUCAUGUGCUUACCUUCUAGCAUUCCUGGUUAAUUCAAACAGUAGCACCUGGAAACUGAUUUUUUUUUGGCUUGAUUUCUUCCAGCUGGUAUGGCUAUGAUCUGAUCUUUGCCUUAAAAGUUAUGCUUCUUUCUCAAAAGCACUUACACUUAUUAAGUAUAACGUGUGCAGAGUAAUGUGACACUGAGCUGACUUGUGGAUACCAGUGGGUGCUCAAGAGAAAUAAGUUGAUGCUGCCAAUAUUUGCUGAACAGCACUAAUAAAACAGGCACAAUAGUGGGUGAGGAUUGCAGGUCUCCCUGCGUGAGGCGAGACUUAGAAGAGCUCCGGGAAGUGGGUGUCCUCUAGAGAAAACAUUCAUUAUCUGGGGUCCCAGGAGAAGAAGAAACACUUUGGCUUUGGCUUUGGCUGUGAGAAUUUUAUUAAGCUUUUCUCCAGGGAAAAGGAAGUGGCAAACAAAGGCACCCUGUGAUCAUCAGUUUCUUACAAUAUACUUUGGUAGUACCAGCUUAGCUGUUUUCAGCGGAAAUCAUUAGCUUCCAUUUUUAGAAUGACAAACUAUUGGCUGCAUUCGUCUACAGUAAGCCAGGAAGAUGGAUGUUGAAAUUAAAAACAUUUUUGGAAAAAAGCCUGGUUUGAGCCUUUCUAGGCCCCUGGGCAGGAAUCGGGUCCUGUUUCUGGUUACUCGGUAGCUGUCGUUCCGACGGUCCGGCGCACGCCCUUUGCAGCCUGCUUCUGUAGCGGGGACACACGGGCCAGCUAUUCUCCUCCCAGUUUCCCCUGUGAGUCAAAGCUUUACUUCCCUGACGUGCUAAGAAGUAAUAGAUUUUACUCUGAGAAGUCGUGAAGCAUUUCAUAUGUUUACCUUUUCCUUAUUUAAAACAAAACGUAUAUAUAUGUACAGGAUGGAAUUGGCCAACUGUGAACAAUGUCAGGUUGUUAAGCCCAGCAGUCAUUACAAAUUCUAUAUCUUACAGGUAUAUUAUGUUAAAAGCCAAGGUAACAAAAUACUCAAAAUUCAUCACUUUCCAAUUAUUUUAUUAUCUUUGUUCUAGAUGUUGUUUAUGUCAAUUGUGCCUAUAUGGUGAUGAACCUACUGUGUCUCUUUCCAGUGAUGUUCAGGGAUAUCGCAUUGGUAGCUGGAAAUUGGCCAUGGUAGGGCUAUUUACACUGGAAAUCAGCAACUACUACAAAUUAGGACUUGAUUGACUGUUUUGUUGAUUUUCUAUACUUAAGAAAGGGGUGGGAAAAUGUCAGUAAUGUAGAUUAAAAGUGGUUGUGUCUGUAAGCUAUUACAUUGAGAAUAGCACAAAACUUGAGGAAAUAGUCUUCCAUUGUUUGGAAACAAUUAUCUGAUUUAUCUCAGUGAAGUCUGGUACACAAAGAAGUUUCACAUUCGUAUUACUCACGAAUGUAAACAAACAACAUUCAUGUCAGAAGUAUAUUUGUUGAUCAAUUGCAAUCAGAGGUUGGCUGCAUAUCAAGGAGCUUGGUGAAAAUCAACAAAAAGCUUUUUUUGAGAAUCGAUUGACUAUAUGGAAUUUACAGUAAAGAGUAUUGUGUAUUUUAUUCUUUAUAAAUUGUAUGUUCUGUACUUUUGUACUGAUAAAAUUUAUAAUAAAUAUACACUCAUGCAUGUAA